AUGUUCAAGUUCAUCUUAGGCGGUGGAAGCCAAAAGAAAACAGACGUCGGUGUCGGUGUCAGUGGCGGAGAAGAACAAGAAGAAGGUAGAAUCAGCUGCGGAACGGUCAUGGUGGAUCGCAUAGAUCUGCAGAACUUGCCCGAAGGAUGCAUAGCGAACGUUGUCUCGCUCACCACGCCUCGAGAUGCGUGCAGGCUGUCUUCGGUUUCGAGGAGUUUCAAGUCGGCCUCUGAAUCUGACGCCGUUUGGGACAGAUUCAUUCCGCCCGAGACCCACACGAUCUUGUCCCUACAGUCUCCCUCCUCUUCCUCCCCUUCCUCCACUUCCAAUUCCAAAUCCAAAUCCAAGAAGGAGCUUUACCUCACUCUCUGCGACAACCCAGUCCUCAUCGAUCAGGGCAAGAUGAGCUUUUCACUGGAAAAAAGCAGUGGGAAAAAAUGCUAUAUGAUCUCUGCAAGGGCGCUUUCGAUUGUCUGGGCUGACACUCCUCACUACUGGAAAUGGAUUUCUCUGCCCGACUCCAGGUUUGAGGAGGUGGCAGAGCUUGUGAGUGUGUGUUGGCUUGAAAUCCGUGGCAAAAUUGGUAGACGGAUGCUGUCCCCAUCCACCCUAUAUAAAGCUUAUCUUGUAUUCAAGUCGACCGCAGGCGCUUAUGGAUUUGAUCACCAACCUGUGGAGGUCUCGGUUGGGAUGCUUGGAGGAGAAGAGCCCACCAUGGGCAGAGUCUUUCUGGACGCAGAAAGAGGGCAGAAUACAGCGAACCACAUUGCGCCAGGGCCCAGGCGUAUUGGGCUAAUCAACAGGAGACACUUUUUGGGCUAUCAGUCAUCCCAGCCCAGAGAGAUCAACGAGGCCCAAUAUCCGAAAGAGAGAGACGACGGCUGGCUGGAGAUCGAGCUGGGUGAGUUCUUCUGCCAAGGAGGAGGAGACGGAGGAGAUGGGGAGUUGGAGAUGGCUUGUUUGGAGGUUACCGGUGGUCAUUGGAAGGGUGGCCUCAUUGUUCAAGGGAUUGAGAUCAGGCCCAAAGUCAAGGACUAG
Prunus armeniaca (apricot) is the source of this 1038-nucleotide messenger RNA. The record is from the annotation of a GenBank genome assembly. NCBI's taxonomy places the organism in Eukaryota, Viridiplantae, Streptophyta, Magnoliopsida, Rosales, Rosaceae.